Molecule: messenger RNA, 446 nt
Organism: Sphaeroforma arctica JP610
Lineage: Eukaryota; Ichthyosporea; Ichthyophonida
Exons: 3
Source: RefSeq, a predicted model, not a curated record
CUCAAGCUCCCAAUCCCGUGGAGUCAGUAUCAUCCAAAAUGGCCAACUUAAUGGGUCCUUCUUUCCCGCCAAUUCUGAAGCAAUUGAGCAACACUCAAACUGCGGAGAAGAAGACUGCCCCCGUGCGGUUGAGGAGUAACUCAUACGCGCUCGUGCCCAAUGCAACAGGCAGUCAUCUCAUGGGGUAUCCGUCGUCUGGUACCGAAGAGACCCCCGACACAAGAGCGAUAGUGCCGCAACCAGGCAAACGGGUAAACGGGGUGCACGUUGUGGCUGUGACGCUGUCGUACCUGCUGCCUAUGGUACGGGGUUCGCCUCAGUUGUGGUCAGAAAUAUUGGAAUACAUCGACAUUGCUAUACGCACAGGAGGGACAGUCCUACUGGACAUGGUAGGUUCAAGCGCUUACUGCUUUGUGUUCUACGCAAGUAUACUAUCCAAUAUGUGA